AAAAUUUAGAUAUUCAAUACAUUAUUUUAAUCAAUCUAUAGACUUUAUUAAUUAUUAAGGAAUUUAUAAAUUAAAGUAUAAAUGGGCUCAAGUCAUCCUAAUGAUAAAAGAAGAUAAGUCAGAGGAGGUAUUUAAAUUUAAUUGAAUAAGCUAAGUUUCGUUAGUAAUGAAGUUAUAUAAGGUAUACUUCAUAUAAACCUUCAAGAGCCUUUUUAAGGGUGCUUUCUAUAAAUCAAUCUUUCAGGGUUUGAAGAUUAUUAUUGUACAUAUGAAACUACUGAAUAUAAUUAACAUACGGAAUAAGAGGAAACAAAAACUUAAUUUUUGGAAGGUCAUAGUAAUUUUUUAAAUUAUAGUAUGCCUGUCUAUGAUUUCUCUUAAGGGGCAGAAAACUAAGGAUUUGUAAUUCAACCUUGUUAGUUAUCUAUUCCAUUUUAGCUUCAAAUUGCUUAGUAAUUACCUUCUUCACUCGAAUAUUUUAGCAAUGAUCAUAAUAAAUGCAGUCUGAAAUAUUUAUUAACAGCAUAAAUACUUUCCACAGAUCCUAAUGUAAGGCCUGUUAGUGCAAGCUAAAAGAUAACUAUAGGGUAAAUACACUAAGUUUAAAAUUUACCCAAUCUCAUUACUUCAAAAUAAACACCAGUUUUUUGUUGCUGCUUUAAAUCAGGUGAAAUAAAUUACAGUACACUUUUGAACAGUAGAUCUUUUGUCUCUAACGAUAAUGUAAAUAUAGUAAUCAAUAUAGAUCUUGACUAAUAUCAAAAAACAGUAAACAAUUUUAGUGUAAAACUCAUUGGGAAGCUUUCGAUGGGGAGUUUUCAUGUUAUUAAAUAGUUUAAAAAAAGCACUUAAAUUUAUACAAAUAUUAGGCGAGUAUCUUAAGAAAUCUAAAUUAAAAUUCCUAGUAAUCUUUUAUUAAGUUCUAAAGGUUAGCUAAUUUAAAUGAACUACUACUUAGAAAUUUUACCUCAUAUUGAUUCUUGUUGGUCGGUAACUACUAAUUUACCUCAUAAAGUGCAAAUUUAUAUAAAUCCUAAUUCAAACAUACACUUUCAAGGUAUGCAACAAGAUUAACCCUAACAAAUACCUUAAAACUGGAAUCCUGUUAUAUUACAAUAAGCUUAAUUUAAUCCUAAGCAGUACAAUUAAAUGUAAUAGUAGCACUUAUAAAAUUUAGCUUAUGAAUAAAAAUUAUAUGAUAAUUACUAAGCAAUUCAACCAUCUAAAAAAAAAGUUGAGAAUUAACUAGAAAUGAACAAUUUAGAACAAUAAAAUAAAAAUUAGCAAUAACAAAUUAGCAAUCAUCAAGACCAAAUUUAAGUUAAAAUUGUUAAUGAUUAAUAAUAAUAAAUUUAACCAAAUUAAAAUUAGAACUUCAAUAUUAAUUAAUUCGACUAAAUACCUGGAUAUGACUAUCCUCUAGGUUAAUCAGAAAUGAAAGAUCAAAAUAAAACUAAAAUUUGA
Messenger RNA from Tetrahymena thermophila SB210, 1464 nucleotides. RefSeq names its product arrestin. Gene Ontology annotation, biological process: protein transport. The record is from RefSeq and is a predicted model, not a curated record. The transcript has a single exon. NCBI's taxonomy places the organism in Eukaryota, Ciliophora, Oligohymenophorea, Hymenostomatida, Tetrahymenidae. Gene Ontology annotation, cellular component: cytoplasm.